Molecule: messenger RNA, 2706 nt
Organism: Eruca vesicaria subsp. sativa (arugula)
Lineage: Eukaryota; Viridiplantae; Streptophyta; Magnoliopsida; Brassicales; Brassicaceae
Source: the annotation of a GenBank genome assembly
AAAAAAGAAAUUGAACUAGUUCGUGAAUAUUACGGCCUCUUAUAAAAGCCUUUCAGGCCCAAGUAACUCUCUUUGUUGAAUUUUUUUUUUUUUUCUGAGAAAACUGUUCAAACCUAACGGUGUGUGAGUUUGGUCAAAUGUCAAAAUAUCAAAGAACAUGGAUAAAAUUAAUCAUGAACCGGAAAAGAUAACCGGAUUCGGUUUGUUUGGUGUGAAGUUUCUUUCUGGGUUUGCUAAUUAAUUACACAACUCUUCUUCUUCAUCUCUGAUGGGAUGGGACUAACUCAGGAUCAUCACUUUGGGUGACUAUAAACAUUUGCUCUUUAAAAAUCUAUUGUUUUAAAAGGAAAAAUGGCGAAUUGGAUCUCGUCGAAGCUCAAAGCCGCCGAAACCAUUCUUCAACAGAUUGAUCAGCAGGCAGCAGAGUCUCUUCGAAAAGAUGAGAAGUCUGAAACCCCUGAAGAGGUGUUUGAGACAUCUUCUAAAUCUUCAAGUCCAGUUUCUUUGAAAGAUCAGUUGAGGAAGAAAACAUAUGAUGGUAGUGACUCUGGUGGUGGUUCUUCUCAGAGAAACUCAUUAGAGCAGAAGCCUAGCUACUUAAGUAGUAGUAGCAGUAAAAACCUACGCAAACCAGAUCAAUCACGAGAGAGGACAACGAGUUCACCGACACAAGGUUUGACACAAGAGAAACCUACACUCUCUGAUGCUGAUUGGACAGAGCUUCUGAGCGCUCCUCCGAGUCAGGGGAGCAGCAUUUCUAAGCCUCGGACUCCCCGUGCAAUUCGGGGAGUGAAGAAGGAUGGAAAAAGGCAAGGGAAUGGAGGGAAAAGUCCUUUGGUGUCUGAUGCUAAGAGGAGUGAGAAGAGUAGUGGUAAUGUGGUUGAUUCUAGUGGGAAGUCACAGAAAGAGCCGAGUAAGGAACCAAGAGACAAGGAAAUGUCUAGCCCUUCUGAUGCUGACGUGGAAAAUAAGAAUGUUUCUCAUAAAGAGAGUGAGAAGGAUGUUAAUACUAAGCUACCUUCCCUGGAUGACUCCAAAAGAUCGAGUAAUGAGACGUUAACUAGGGAGACGUUAUCACAUGUAGGAAAAACUGAUGGUCGUGGGGCCAUAAGAAGUGGUGCGUGGGGAAAGCAGGCGAGGGGAGAAGUUUUGCGGAGAAAUGUUUCUGAUGGUUUAAAGAGGAAGGAUUCUUCCUUGUCAAGUGAUGAAUCUGAAUCAGAUUAUGAGUCUGAUUCAAGCACUGACUCUGAGAGGGAGCGUCAGAGGGAGGAGCGGAGGAGAAGAAGAGAGAAAAUUUUCGCUGAAAAAGUUGCAGCAAAAGCUGUAGCGGUCAUCAAAGAGCGAGAGAAUAUGGUGGCAAGACUUGAGGGCGAAAAACAGAGUUUAGAGAAAAUAGUUGAGGAGCGAGCUAAACAACAGGCACAAGAGGCUGCGGAGUUGCAAACAAACAUGAUGGAAACACUGGAAGCUGCCGACAUUGAAAAACAGAAGCAUAACAACACUAGAAUGGAAGUUUUUUCACGCUUGGCCGGAUUAGAGGCGGCAAAUGCUGAACUUACAAGAUCGCUUGCGGCUGGACAAAAGAAGCUUGAAGCUCAGAUAGAUCAGGUAGCAACACUCCGAGAACAAGUUGAGCUUAAAGAAUCUGCUCUUGAAGGAUUGAAGCGAAAAACGUCUAGUAUCCGAGGAAGUGGAAAUCUCGUAAACAAGUUAGAUGCUUCUAGAGGAGACAUAUUCGAACACCAGAUGCUUGAAGCAGAGAUUUCUUUGCUGACUGAUAAAAUCGGGUGGUUACAAGAUAAGGCAAGUAAACUGGAAGCAGACAUCAGUACGAUGAGGAAAGAACUCGAAGAACCAACAGAAGUAGAAAUUGAACUGAAACGAAGACUUGACCAGCUAACUGACCAUCUUAUUCAAAAACAAUCCCAGGUCGAAGCACUUUCCUCGGAGAAAGCAACUAUAUCGUUUAGAAUCGAGGCUGUAUCAAGGCUUAUAGAAGAAAACAAAGGUAUGUCUGCAGCCGAAGCCUCGUCCCAAGAUCUUGAAGCAGGAGAAUGGCAACUCUCAGGAUCAAAGUUUAAACCAGCCUUCCAAGACAAAAUCAGGUCAGGCAAGAAACAUUUGGGAUGGUUAGUGAUGCAACUAAACGCUAUAUUCGUCUCUGGAACUGUCUUCUUGCGUAGAAACCCCACUGCAAAAAUCUGGGCUUUGGUGUAUCUGGUUUGCCUACAUCUCUGGGUACUAUACAUCUUACUCUCUCAUUCCAGUGAUCCUUCCUCAAGUGAACUCAGAUCAGGUGCAGUGAUUUCCUUAGAGAAUUUCAAUAAUAGUUCCCUUCAUUAGUUUUUUCGUUAGAAACGAUCAAAGAAAUUACUAUUUGUAAUGUUCCUGCUUCCAACAUUUUUUGAAGCUGGACUUGAAUCUUAAUUGUAUUCUCAGUCAAUGUAUCAAUCACGUUUCACAAAUAUUUGAAGACAAUGAGAAUCUAUACAAAAAGAGAGUUUAAUCAUGAGACAUGUGGCCAUAGAGUGUAAUUAUCUCUUCAUCUCCCUCAGUCAAUGCUUCUUUUUUGAGUUUUUCCUCUAUUACUUGCGCAUAAGAAAAAGCUCAUUAGUUCAAAAGACAAAACUUGUAGGGUUACAAAGAAAUGCAGACACAAACAAAAUAGAUUCAGGAGACUCACCAGACUGUAGUUUCUUGAGGGAG